Molecule: messenger RNA, 1830 nt
Organism: Symbiodinium natans
Lineage: Eukaryota; Dinophyceae; Suessiales; Symbiodiniaceae
Source: the annotation of a GenBank genome assembly
AUGGGCACGACCCUCGGCCUCGGCAGGCACCGUGUGAGCGCCUCGACCUUGGAGAAGUCUGAGAUCGAUCUCAUUGGUGUGUACGCGUUUCCAUGUUUGUUCGGCAACAAGCGAGUUCUUGCCGAAGCGAUCCGACGCUACGAGCAGAAUUGGAUUCCGCUGUUGCUGGAAAACCCAGAGGAGAGAGGCCUGGUGCCCCCACUUGAUGUGGAGUGGGUGUGGUAUUGCCACAUGCUGAACCCCACGGCCUACAAUGAGGACAUGUCCCGCAUCGCAGGGCGGGACGAGGUCCCAGACCAUGUCAUGCAGGCCUUGGAUUCCAGCGAGUGGAUGGAAGGCCGCAAAAGGGCGCAGCAGCUGUGGGCCAAGAAAUUUUCGGAGCCGUUCAGUCUGGAGCUCCAGUUGGCACAAGCGCCUCAGGUAGAUGAGAGUAGGGCUGGGAGCCAAAGGAGCAGCUAUGACUUCGUUUCUGCAGCUGCACGUCAGAUAGAUUUCUACUACCAAGUGGCUGUGCUACCCCAUUACCAAGAUCAGUACUUCCUGGAGCUGGCAGUCGAGAGGUACCUGGACAAGUUCUUGGAAUUAGCAAGGAGGCACCCUGAAGGCACCUGGGUACCAAGCAGCGACAUCGAAUCUGCCACGGAAGGAGUCUGGAAGGAGGAGUUUGGGGAGGAGCUCUACCGCAGCGGGGGCAUGAGCCGUGGGCGGCUGAUGCUUGCGGAGUGGAGAUGCAAGGAUCAGUUGAGGUCCGCGCUGAGGUCCACUGCGGACAUGAGUGGGCUGUUCCUCCGUCAGGUCUGCACUGAGAAGAGGGCCUCCAUGCGUGUAGAGCAUGCCAGCAUGUAUCGGAACAGGCCGAAGCUGCCAUGGGUUUAUCAGAAGGACAUGAGCACAAAGGCCGAUGGCUGCAGGCGCUUCUCCUGCUUGGGCAACUGCCCUCUGUGGAGCGGCAUCAUUCAAGGGCAGGUGGUGCAUGGCAGGUCUGGAUCCAAGAGCUUCAGCUACGUGGAGGUCAUGAAGGACCCACAGCAAUCGAUGCCUGUCGUUACUGCACACACCAUUGACUCCGACGAGUUGCCUUCCUCGGAGCAGGUCGACAACGCAAGAGAGUGUCUCACCUUGGACCCAAGUAAGGAGAUGGCCUACUUGCUUCGGGUCGCUGCAGAGGACGUGGCUGUAAUCGUGGGGGAAUGGGUCGAUUUCAUUGAGAAGGACAAGUGGACGCCGGGGACAAGCGCCGGCCAUGGUACCAGAAUGAGGAGGCAGCACAAGCGACCAGGGCGCCUUGAUGUGAAGAUCUAUUCUUUGCGGGGGCGCCUCACGCAGUGCCAGGUGAGCGAAAGAUUCUUCGGAGACACAAGACCUAGGGCGUACUCCUUCCCCUUAGCAGCCUUGAUGCUUGACGAAUGCACGGAUACUGUGGACAUUGAUCUUUGCAAUUCCGCGAUCAGCGGGUUUAGCAACCCUACUUCCGCAGCAGUCAGCUUUGGCUUCGCUCUUGCCAUUGGAGCUUUGCAUGCCAGCUUGCAGCCAAUUGUCGAUGGCGGCUACCCAAAUUGGACUGUGCAGCAAUUCUCUUGUGAUUCACUGAAGCUGGCGGGUGGAGAGAUUCCUGCCAGCUGGGCCAUCAACAUCUGCGCGCCCCUGAAUCCGCGCCCGGCCAUUGACGCAUACCAGACCUCGGGCGAGCUGAUGAUGCCGCAGCAGUGGCCCACCCUGGAAGAGGACGACCUGAUGUGCAAAGGCGCCGGUGUCAUCCACAGAUUCGCAGGGUCAGAUGAUGACACUUCUGACUCAGAGUCUAACUCGGAGUCUGACUCGCAGGGGUGA